AUGGAUAGCAGUGGAGUUCAAGGACUUAAAGGCAGCUGGGACUACGUUGAUGGCGAGAAUUUCGAUGAUUACAUGAAAGAGCUUGGUGUUGGAUGGGCACUACGUUUAACUGCUAAAGGAGUUAAACCUCGUCUUAUAAUUAGCGAGACAGAUGGUAAAUGGACUGUACGAUCAGAAAGUGCAAUCAAAACGGUUAUUUAUGAAUUUACACCUGGUGUUGAAUUUGAUGAAACAACUCCUGAUGGACGGGAAGUUAAAUCAACCAUUUCUUUCGAAGGCAAUAAAUGGAUUCAUACAUCAAUAGAUAAAUCUGGUAAAAAAUCAGUUGUAACCCGUUUUAUUGAUGAGAACGGUCAACAAAUGAUUAAUCUGGAAUGUAACUCUACUAAAGCUCGUCGUUGGUACAAAAAAGCCGAUUAG
Messenger RNA from Rotaria socialis, 420 nucleotides. NCBI's taxonomy places the organism in Eukaryota, Metazoa, Rotifera, Eurotatoria, Philodinida, Philodinidae. The record is from the annotation of a GenBank genome assembly.